UGCGCUCCUUCCAGCCCCGCCCUGUGCGCUGCCGGCGGCAAGGCCGGCUGGCGUCCCCGUCGCGCGGAGCCGAGGCGGCUCCUCGGGUUCCGCGCGCCGCGAUGAAGUGUCACUACGAGGUUCUGGGGCUGGCGCGCGACGCCUCCGACGAGGAGCUGAAGCGGGCGUACCGGAGACUGGCGCUGCGCUGGCACCCAGACAAAAAUCUAGAAAAUGCUGAUGAAGCAGCAGAACAGUUCAAAUUAAUCCAAGCGGCAUAUGAUGUACUGAGUGAUCCUCAAGAAAGAGCUUGGUAUGAUAACCACAGGGAAGCUCUGCUGAAAGGAGGGGUUGAUGGAGAGUAUCAAGAUGACAGUUUGGAUCUGCUGCGCUACUUCACUGUUAACUGUUACUCUGGAUAUGGUGAUGAUGAAGAGGGGUUCUUUGCAGUCUAUCGUCAAGUUUUUGAAAAUAUUGCAAAGGAAGAGAUGGAAUAUAUAUCUCAGGAAGAUAUUGAAGAAUUCCCUACUUUUGGAUACUCUCAAAGUGAUUAUGAUAAGGUAGUCCAUCCUUUUUAUGCUUACUGGCAGAGUUUCUGUACUCAAAAGAACUUUGCUUGGAAAGAGGAGUAUGACACACGGCAGGCAUCAAACCGUUGGGAGAAACGAGCUAUGGAGAAAGAGAACAAGAAAACUAGAGACAAAGCAAGAAAGGAGAGGAGUGAACUGGUUCGUCAGCUAGUGGCUUUUAUUCGUAAAAGAGAUAAGAGAGUACAGGCACACAGAAAACUCAUAGAGGAACAGAAUGCAGAAAAAGCUAGAAAAGCAGAGGAGCUCCGGAGACAGCAAAAACUCAAACAAGCUAAGCUUGGUGAGCAAUAUAAAGAGCAGAGCUGGAUAACUAUGUCUGAUCUAGAGAGAGAAUUGCAGCAGAUGGAAGCACAGUAUGAAAAGGAAUUUGGAGAUGGAUCUGAUGAUGAAGAGGAAAAAGAGGAACAGGAGCCAAGAGAAGAAAUAGAUGAUAAACUGAGUGAUGAAGCUGAAGAUGCUGAAUUUUAUGAUGACUUGUACUGCCCUGCUUGUGACAAAUCCUUGAAGACUGAGAAAGCAAUGAAGAACCAUGAAAAGUCAAAGAAGCACCGAGAGAUGGUAGCGCUGUUACGGCAACAGCUGGAGGAGGAGGAGGAGGAAUUUUCUGUAUCUACAGAUGACAAAAAUGGAGUGAAUACCAAAGAAGAUGAAGAAAUGGAAGAAACACCCAAACAGAAACUCUCCAAGAAGAAGAAAAAGAAACAUAAAAUGAUGACGACGUAUGAAGACGCUACAGUGGAUGCUACAGUUGAACAAAAAGAAGCUGACAGUGCAGACCGGGAGGACAGCAUAACAGAAGAAUUGGAAAAUGUUGGCCAAAGAAAUACUGCUUCUGAAAAAGCAAGUGCUGCAGAAGCUGUAGAUGAAGUUAAUGAACCAAAAGGCGAAGCAAAAAGCAUCCCUAAGCCUAAAGGAAAGAGAGCCAAGGAUACAAAAAAAUCUGUUAAGGUAACUUCAGAGCUUCAAGAUAAGAAUGAAGAUAUUCCUAUCCACUGUAUAACCUGCAAUUGUGAAUUUCAGUCCCGGAAUAAACUGUUUGAACACUUAAAGGCCACAGGCCAUGCAAAAGCAAUGCAAGCACCAGCUGUAAAUGGUGCCGGGAACAACAGAAGCAAAAAAGAGAAACGUAAAAACAGAUAGGACUUCUCGAUUGUUUUAAACUCUGUUUUUGGGUGCAUAUUUGAAAAAAAAAGUCUCUGAAAACCAAAGGACAGGAAUCCUACAAUCCAAAUUAAAUUGGGAAGCAGUUCUUGGGCCUGCAGCAAUUUCAGUGUGGCAAAACAUUUUUAUCUUGUAUUAAAAAUUGUUUAUUUUUUUUACCAACACUUCAUUAACGACUGAAUUUCAUCUUGCUGUUAAUCUUGAAAAAAUAACAAAUAUUCUUAAAGCUGGUCAUCCUAGAUACCUAGUGGGACUUGUAUGAAUGGAAGUGUACAGUAGGAGGAAAUAAAUUAUUUUAACACUUA
This is a messenger RNA of Caretta caretta (loggerhead turtle), 2035 nucleotides long. It is a transcript of the gene DNAJC21, whose product is annotated as DnaJ heat shock protein family (Hsp40) member C21. The record is from RefSeq and is a predicted model, not a curated record. NCBI's taxonomy places the organism in Eukaryota, Metazoa, Chordata, Testudines, Cheloniidae. Gene Ontology annotation, cellular component: cytoplasm. Gene Ontology annotation, molecular function: zinc ion binding; nucleic acid binding.